GUGACUUCCGGUCACAUGACCGCGCCGAGGCGUCACGUGACUCCUCGCCCCGCCUCCCCCGCCUGGCUGCCAGGCAAGCUAGUGGACGUUAGCUCGCUAGCUUGGCCGCCCCGGAAGCACGCAGACAUGGCGGACACACCCAGCCUCAGCCUCAGCCUCCCUGCGGACCAACACAGCGACUUCCAGGAGCUGGAGGACGCCGAGGACCUGUUCCCGGAGCUGGCGGGCCCUCGGGAGGCAGACCCGGCCCGUCUGGACAUCAGCACCAAGAGCAACGGGCCCAAACAGGACUUCUUCUUUGACGACGACGCAGAUGACCUGUUUGCAGAGGCCACAGAGGAAGUGUCCCUGGACAGUCCAGAGAGGGAAGUCCUGCUGUCUGACGGCCCCUCCCCCGCCAUCACCCCCAUCACGCCGCCAUGCUCCGUCAUCACUCCUCUCAUCGGCCACGCCCAUGACGACAUGUUUACACACUCUUCCUUUGACGAGCAGGUGGAGGUGGAGGGUGGAGGUGAGGUGCACAUCAGUGUGUCAGACCCUGAGAAAGUGGGUGACGGCAUGAACGCCUACAUGGCCUACAAGGUCACCACCAAGACGUCCUCGUCUCUUUUCAGACUGGGCGAGUUCUCGGUCCGGCGGCGUUUCAGCGACUUCCUGGGCCUGCACAGCAAGCUGGCGUCCAAGUACCUCCACGUGGGCUGCAUCGUGCCACCGGCGCCGGAGAAGAGCAUCGUGGGGAUGACCAAGGUGAAGGUGGGCAAGGAGGACCAGUCGUCCAACGACUUCGUGGAGAAGCGGCGCUUGGCGUUGGAGAGGUACCUGAUGAGGACGGCACAGCACCCUGUCCUCCUCAAGGACCCGGACCUCCUGCAGUUCCUGGAAAGUUGUGAGCUGCCACGCGCCGUCAGCACGCAGGCACUCAGCGGCGCCGGCCUCCUCCGAAUGGUCAACAAAGCUGCCGACGCCGUCAACAAGAUGACCAUCAAGAUGAACGAGUCGGACGCCUGGUUUGAGGAGAAGCAGCAACAUUUUGAGAAUCUGGACGUCCAGCUGAGGAAACUUCACGCCAGCGUGGAGUCGCUGGUGUGUCACAGGAAAGAGUUGUCACUCAACACGGCGCAGUUCGCCAAGUCGACGGCCAUGUUGGGCAACAGCGAGGACCACACGGCGCUGUCCCGCGCUCUGUCGCAGCUGGCGGAGGUGGAGGAGAAGAUGGAGCAGCAGCACCACCAGCAGGCCCACGCCGACUUCUACUUCCUGUCUGAGCUGCUGGGCGACUACGUGCGCCUGCUCGCCGCCGUCAAGGGCGUGUUUGAGCAGCGUGUGAAGACCUGGCAGAGGUGGCAGGACAACCAAGUCCUCCUGCAGAAGAAGAGAGAGGCCCAAGUCAAACUGCACUUCUCCAACAAAGUGCAGCAGGCCAAAGACGACAUCAAAGAGUUGGAGGUGAAAGUCCAACAGGGCGAGCGAGACUUUGAGAAGAUUUCUGGAAGUAUUCGCCGAGAAGUGGGACGCUUUGAGAGGGAACGUGUCAACGACUUCAAGAAGUUCUUCAUCAAGUACUUGGAGGUCCUCGUGAGUACACAACAACAGGUCAUCAAAUACUGGGAGGCCUUCUUACCAGAAGCCAAGGCCAUCUCUUAAACACAGCGACCCACAAUGCACCUGGGCACUUCAGCACUUCCUGUCGGCCUCUUCUUCCUGCUCACAAGAUGGCCGCCCUUUGAUUCCUGUCACCUGACCAAGGUGGAGAAGGCCCCGCCCACUGAUGACAUCAUUGUAAAGCUAGCAUGCUAGCCCACUUGGAGAAUGCUAACUAGCGAGCGUUAGAAUCAUUGCUGCUAGCAUGACAUGCUAACACUCUGUUAGCUCUUCUUUUACUUUUUCUACUUUUAGUUUUACUUUAAGUUUUACUUUUAGUUCUACUUUUAGUUCUACUUUUAGUUUUACUUUUAGUUCCACUUUUAGUUUUACUUUUAGUUUUACUUUUAGUUGUACUUUUAGUUUUACUUUUAGUUCUACUUUUAGUUCUACUUUUAGUUUUACUUUUAG
This is a messenger RNA of Entelurus aequoreus (snake pipefish), 2052 nucleotides long. RefSeq names its product sorting nexin-2-like. The record is from RefSeq and is a predicted model, not a curated record. Bases 16 to 1644 code for a protein of 542 amino acids. Gene Ontology annotation, biological process: early endosome to Golgi transport. The transcript is spliced from 15 exons. Gene Ontology annotation, molecular function: phosphatidylinositol binding. Gene Ontology annotation, cellular component: endosome membrane; endosome. Lineage: Eukaryota; Metazoa; Chordata; Actinopteri; Syngnathiformes; Syngnathidae.